Molecule: messenger RNA, 1110 nt
Organism: Schistocerca serialis cubense
Lineage: Eukaryota; Metazoa; Arthropoda; Insecta; Orthoptera; Acrididae
Product: probable RNA-binding protein 46
Exons: 4
Coding region: 1-1110 (369 amino acids)
Cellular component (GO): nucleus
Molecular function (GO): mRNA binding
Source: RefSeq, a predicted model, not a curated record
AUGACUGCGAAUGGGUAUGUGGUGAGCGUCGCCAAGAGCGUAGAAGCAAACACGGUGCAGGGGCUGCAAGCGCAGCAGCGCGUGCUGGCGCUAGCGCAGAGCCGCGGCGUCGGAAUAGUCCAGAUGAACGGUCAGCGCAUCUACGGCCCGCCCCGCUGCUGGGACGGCCCGCCGCCCCCGCGCGGCUGCGAAGUCUUCGUCGGGCGGCUGCCGCGCGAUGCGUAUGAGGACGAGCUGGUGCCCUUCUUCGAACGCGUCGGCACAAUUUACGUGCUGCGGCUUAUGAUGGACUUCAGCGGCACGAACCGUGGCUUCGCCUUCGUGCAGUACACUACUCCGGAGGCGGCCGCGCUCGCAGUACGCCAACUCGACGGCUGUCACCUGCGGCCGGGCCACGAGAUCGGCGUCGUCCCAUCCGUGGACAACUGCCGCCUCUUCAUAGGCGGCAUCGCCCAGGACAAGAGCAAGGCCGAGGUCCACGAGCAAUUGGCGCGCAUCGUGGAGGGCGUGGAACGGGUGAUAAUGUACCCAGACGAGGACGGCAAGGCGCUCAACCGCGGGUACGCGUUUGUCGAGUUCCGGACGCACAGGUACGCCGCCAUGGCCCGCCGCCGGCUCGUGCAGCUGUGGGGACACAGCAUGGCCAUCGACUGGGCCGAACUGGAGCCGCAGUGCGACGAAGAGGUCAUGAAACAGGUGAAAAUUCUUUAUGUGCGAGGUCUCUCAGCAGCGACAACGGAAUAUGAUAUACGGACAAUGUUUGAAAGUGUGGCGGAAGAAGGAUGUAUAUCAAGGGUUAAAAAGGUGAAAAACUUUGCCUUUGUCCAUUUUAAAGAUAGAGAGAAUGCUGAAAAAGCAUUGAAGCAUUGGAAUGAGAAGAAGGUACAUGGAUCUGACUUGGAAGUGACUUGGGCAAAACCUGCAGACAAGUUACAAAAAAUUCCAACAGUGAGGCGUAAGCAUACAGAAUCUGCCAAGCAGAUGUCAAGAAGAAUCUCAUGGGCGACACAAGAAAUCCGUAGUGGGAUUUCAAGACUACAACUGCAGCAGCGACCUCCAACAAUGCAGUGCAGCAGCUGGUCAGCUGGCUAUGCUAUGGCUGCACAGUAG